Molecule: messenger RNA, 2136 nt
Organism: Sebastes umbrosus (honeycomb rockfish)
Lineage: Eukaryota; Metazoa; Chordata; Actinopteri; Perciformes; Sebastidae
Gene: tgif1
Product: TGFB-induced factor homeobox 1
Exons: 3
Coding region: 323-1225 (300 amino acids)
Biological process (GO): regulation of transcription by RNA polymerase II
Molecular function (GO): DNA-binding transcription factor activity, RNA polymerase II-specific; RNA polymerase II cis-regulatory region sequence-specific DNA binding
Source: RefSeq, a predicted model, not a curated record
CUGCCCCUUGGUGGGAGGAUCUCUGUGCGUUGAGUCACGCAGCUGUCAAAGAUAGCUGUCACCCAGUUUCAGGAUCAAACACACAGUCAAUGAGAAAAAGGGCUUUGAGCAGAAGGGACGCAGACAGAGAUCUCAGGUAACCCCCUUAACGUCAGGACAAGAAGAAAAACAAGCUGGUUUUAAAACGGCGUUUGGAUGAAUAAGGGUUUUCGGAUAUACACGCUGCUGGGGAUAUCUGGAGGAACUGCACUAAUAACACAAAGACUGUUUCUCUCUGCUGCGCUUUGACGAGGGAGAAAAAGUGGGCAUUUUACGCACGGAUAUGAAGACGAAAAAAGGUUUGAUGAUGCUGUCGGGGAGCGAGACGGAUGACGAGGACAGCGUGGACGCCCCCCUGGAUCUGUCGUCCAGCUCGGGGAGCAACGGGAAGAGGAAACGGCGGGGGAAUCUGCCCAAGGAGUCCGUUCAGAUCCUCAGGGACUGGCUGUACGAGCACCGUUACAACGCGUACCCCUCUGAGCAGGAGAAAGCCCUCCUGUCCAAGCAGACUCAGCUUUCCACACUACAGGUGUGCAACUGGUUCAUUAACGCACGGCGGCGACUUCUCCCAGAGAUGCUGAGGAAAGACGGCAAAGACCCGAACCAGUUCACCAUAUCCAGAAAAGGUAGCAAAGCAGGCGACAGCUUCUCCGACAGCUCCCAGUCCCCGAAGCACAGCAGCACGGCCGGUACGGAGGAGAGCUACGACAAGCGCGUCCUCCACCCCUCCAGCUUCGAACCCGGCGUCCUGAGGAAGGCGGCGUCCCCCUCCCUACCCUCUCCGACCUCCUUGUCCCCCUCCCCGGGGCUCGUGCCUACUCGCCCUUCUGUCAUCUGUCACACCACUGUCACCACGGCGAUGCAGCCCAGCCCGACAGCCUCCCACCCGUCUGCGCCGGGGAUGAACUGCGACAUCGCGGCCGAGCUGUUGCAGGCCGCGCAGAUGCAGGCGCUGCUCAGGUGCCAGGAUGAAGGGCCGCUCCCCACCACCACCUCCACCGCCACCGCCACCACCACCAUCCUCAGCAUGGAGGGCAACCUGAGCCCCCGCAGCGGGCUCUUCAACACCCCACCCCCCACCCCUCCAGACCUCACACAAGACUUCAGCGGCUUCCAGCUCCUGGUGGACGUGGCCCUCAAACGGGCCGCGGAGAUGGAGCUGCAAGCCAAGCAGCUGGUCUCCUAAAAGUGACAGAAGAAGAAGAAACUUUGUGUCUCGACUAUCCUCUGAGUUCAGUGACUUGUCUGCACGCAAAACAGAGAUCAAACCCACACGAAAGCCUGAUCAUUUCUAUUUUUGGUAUACCAAUCAAAUUGAUGAGGACGUUUUUUUAUUGAGAAACUGUAUCGAGGUGCCUUGGCUGUACGUUGUUUAUUCAUUUCACAUACAUGCGUAUGUAUCUACAUGUGUAUCUUAUUUGCACACAGGGACCAAAAAUGUUAUCGGAGAAAAUGCUGCCUGUCUUAUGUCUUUCCAUUAUACUGUAUAUCAUUUUUAGAGUUAGAAUCAGCCCUCUCCUUCACAGACCGGACCGGGUCGCGUCCACACACGUUUACUGUUAUACAUUUCAGAGAUCAGUUCAGGAUUGGUCUGCCUCGUUUGUUUGCACACUAAAGGCAGAGGAAGGUCAUCUCAGUGUCUUAAACAUACUUUCAGCAUCUACGACAAACUUAUUCACUACUGUAGUAAAUGUUAUGUGUUUUCAUGAGUAUAGUUUUGAUUUUGUAACUUUACUUUUAGCUAUUUUAAAAGAAAAAACCUAUGCUUUUGUUUGUUUUUUUUACUCGUUAUUUUCCCACCGAGGGAUAUUUCAGAUGACCAAUGUAGCAGGUUCUUAGUCGGAGCCUUCAUCCCUUCAUCACUCAGCGAAAACGACGGCCAGUGGACUGGAAAAUUCAACACUACAGAUGCUGUUUUUACAACCUGACAAAGACAGCGUUUUUUUGAAAUCACCAAAAAAAAAGUCAUGUAUAAUAGGACCAUGUGUAUAGUUAAUGUGACAUGAUGCCCAAUGAUGUGAUUUCUUUUCAUACUGUGCAAUGUUUUGUGGCAAAUAGGGGUCACAUGGGAUUCAAAUAAAGUUUUGUUUUUCUACA